Molecule: messenger RNA, 1315 nt
Organism: Lagenorhynchus albirostris (white-beaked dolphin)
Lineage: Eukaryota; Metazoa; Chordata; Mammalia; Artiodactyla; Delphinidae
Gene: STPG1
Product: sperm tail PG-rich repeat containing 1
Exons: 9
Coding region: 170-1186 (338 amino acids)
Biological process (GO): positive regulation of mitochondrial membrane permeability involved in apoptotic process
Source: RefSeq, a predicted model, not a curated record
CCGGAAGCGGGCAGAGGUGGAAGGUAGAACGUUUAGGCCUGUGGUUGCCAUAGCGACAGGGAGGUUGACAGGCCAGAUUCAGCCCUGGGGGAGCCGACAAGGUGCUUAGAAGAACACGCAGUCAAGUUUUUCAUCAAACACAUGGAAUAUAUCACAGAACUUUGCUAAGAUGGACAACUCUAUGCAAAAAGACCAACACCCUGGCAAAAAAUAUUCCAGAAAGACUGACAAAGUACAGAAAGGUUUUACUGCUGUGUAUACAACACAAUCCUCCAUUCCUGUUAAAUAUCAGCCUUCCAGAAUUCCAGAAUCAGAAAAAAAAGGAUUUAAUAGUCAAGCCAAGCGGUUUUACCAUAAAAAGGAUGAUAUCCCAGGUCCUGGGUUCUACAACGUCAUUCACCAGUCGCCUGUGUUUGACAGUGUGUCGUUGUCUAGGAAAGGGACGUGUACUUUUCCCUCUAUGUGUGACCGACUGGACACCAUCGUCUCUAAAUACCCUGCAGCUAACGCGUACACUAUACCAUCACGUUUUGUUUCGAAGAAAGACUUCAGUAAUUCCUGUUCCAGCAUGUUCCAGUUGCCAAGCUUCGUGAAAGUUCUCAAAUUUGAAACUCCCGCACCAAACCAUUACAAUGCCUCUGUCUCUUGCUGCAAACAGACAAACAACGUUUGUGCCCGAGCCGGGUUCAUGUCCAAAACCCAGAGAGGACUUUUCACUAUUACUAAAACAGGACCUGCCCCAGGGCAUUAUAAUGUCAACGAAUCCCUUGUGAAGCAGUCGCCGAAGAUAUUAAUGUCUUGUUUUAAAUCAAAAACUGGCCGUGGAUUAAAACUGAUGUCGACAGGCCCAGGACCCGGUUAUUACAACCCAGGAGGUCACAUCGAAGUUCAAAAAAAGACUCUUAUCCCGAGAAACCCCAUCCUAACUUUCUCUGCCCAGCCUUUGCCUCUGCCCCCGAAGCCGCCUCUUCCAGGCCCUGGGCAGUAUGAGAUCGUGGACUACACGGGGCCCCCCAAGCACUUCGUCUCCAGUGCAUCCUUCGUGUCCAACACCAGCCGGUGGACAGUGGCGCCGUCCCAGCCAGGCCUGCCCGGCUCGCCUGGCCCAGCCACAUACAAGCCGGAAUUCCCCGGAAAGCAGUCCUUUCUCUACAAUGGGGACAAGAAAUGGAUCCCAGUGUUGUAGUCACCUCAUCCGAGCUCAAGGAGACCCCCCCGGCCACCAGCUGUCACCCCAGGCACCCCGGACGGUCAUUCAGAGAGCGCCCAUCUCGUGUGUGACGGCUGAUGACUUGGGACGUCCUUGCCCCCUGCC